Molecule: messenger RNA, 264 nt
Organism: Medioppia subpectinata
Lineage: Eukaryota; Metazoa; Arthropoda; Arachnida; Sarcoptiformes; Oppiidae
Source: the annotation of a GenBank genome assembly
AUGCACCGCUCAAAUGUGGGCACAAGAAGUGCACAAAGAAUGACCACAAAUGAUGUGAUGAUCACCACUAUUAGUGUGACUUUUGGCCAUUUGUUACUACUGUUGACACCGGUAUUACUGACCGUCCAAUUAGUGUCCGGAUAUGAGUGUCUGGACAAGAGGUGCACCUGUAUGUGGAUUAAGGGUAAACUGGCAGCCGAUUGCUCCCUCCAGAAGCUCACACAACUGCCUCAGGUUCAUCAGAGGAUUCCAAUAUACAUGUGA